UUGACGUUUAAUUACAUUUAUGUGCUAAGCGCCAAAGUGCAAGUUUUAGUUUUAUUUGUACAUAUUUUUGUUGAUUUGUUUAUACUUUGCAACGUUCUAGUGUUUAUUUUUUUAAAUAAGUUUAACAAUUUACAUACAUAUAUAGAUAAAUUGUAGGCGUAAUGAUUCUUAUGUUCAUUUUACGUUUUUUAUUGAGCAAAAGGUUUAUGAUAUUGCUAAUUGUAAUUUUGAACGCUCGUGAUUUCAUAGAUCACAUGAUUAGUUUGAAAGUUAAAGAUAUUCAACUUGAUCAUAUUUUUGGUAAAAGCCUAGUUAAACAAUGCAACUAUAUACUAGCCAAUGUGGAAUAUGAUGAAGCAAAUACACACAAUAUCUUAGGCCAUCUGAUAAGCAGGUUCGGAAGUCACAGACAAACGGCAAUGUUUCAAUCGAAAAUCAAUCAAAAUGACAAAAUAAUCGCAAAGAGCUAUCCGAAAAGUAUGGAGAUCAUGCGAUCACUUACCUAUCCACUAAACCGUGAAUAUCUGAGAAAAGAAUAUAUGGCUAAAGUCUUUAAAUCCGAUUUGCACAUCUGUCCACACGAGAGUGUACAGCAAUUUGUCAACUUUUUCACAACGCAUAGUGGACACAAUGAAACCGCGGUGUGGCUGUUCCUGCUCACCAAUCCACAGGUGCUGAUACAUCCCUAUCUGCAGGCUCACGGAUUUCCGGUGCCGCCGUUGUUCGGCAUAUGUGGUUUAACCAUAUUUCAGAUGCAUGUCGGCCAAACGCUGCACCACUUCUACGAGGCAAAUUUCGAUAUCAAAUUGCGCAUAGCCAAGCAGCUGCUUGAGGCCGCUUUGAAAUUCACAAAUGGCUUCGAGGGUUUUCGCAUGUAUAUAACCGAUAUAACGGCCGAUAAUCUAAUCUACAAUGUGGAACGUGAUAAACUAUAUUUCAUUGAUCUAAAUACCGCGUAUAUAGUGCAUGCGGGGAGCACAACGAAUAGCGAUGACAUAGAUCAACAUGAAAAUAUCGCCUGUGAUGAUUGCUUUGCCUUCGUGCCGAUACGUUUGUGCACGUAUGGCAUAAGCGAUAUGAAUCUACUCGAAUCGUGUCGAUUUUUGCGUGAGGACCUGAAACGUGAUCGCACGAAAGGUUUCUUAAAACCCAUACCAACGGAAAUCACAACGAAGUACACCGAUUUGGAAACACUGCUCGAUAACUGUGUGGAUGGUGGCAUUAAAACUGAAGCGGAGACGAUCGAAGAAAAUUCGCGCUUUCUCACAACCCUUAAGUUAAUCGAAUUAAUCUCGAAUAUUUUAAAUGAAUUUUAGGUUAUGUUAGAAAUUAAGUAAACAUUGUAAGUGCAUUAUGUCACAUUUGUAAAUUGUUAGUAAUGUAAAAAAACAUUUAAGGUGAUAUUAAAGUGAAAAUAAAUGUGAAAUUGUAAGAUUUUUUAUAGUACAGAA
This is a messenger RNA of Zeugodacus cucurbitae (melon fly), 1451 nucleotides long. RefSeq lists its product as uncharacterized. Lineage: Eukaryota; Metazoa; Arthropoda; Insecta; Diptera; Tephritidae. The record is from RefSeq and is a predicted model, not a curated record. The transcript is spliced from 2 exons. The coding region runs from base 162 to 1316 and encodes 384 amino acids.